AUGUUGCAAGUGUGCCUCAUCAUUUUGGCUACAUCGCCGUUCGUACUUUCUCACGGACAUGGUUGCGGAGGUGGAGGCGGUGGUUACGGUGGCGGAGGUGGUGGCUACGGAGGCGGUGGCUUCGGUGGCGGGGGAGGUCUUGGAGGUGGUGGCGGUGGAGGUUACGGAGGUGGAGGGGGUGGUGGAGGCGGUUGCGGACCACCACCAGCUUGUCCACCGCCGCCUCCGUGUCCCCCAACCCCAUGCCCACCACCACCGCCUUGUCCAGCGCCACCACCUCCACCGCCGUGUCCACCACCAUCUUGUCCGCCCCCUCCACCUCCCCCACCAUGCCCACCGACACCUUGUCCUCCACCACCCCCACCUCCGCCUUGCCCGCCGGCAGACUGUCCUCCUCCACCUCCAUGUGAUUGUGGUGGCGCAGGUGGCGGAGGUGGUGGGGCGGCAUAUGUGGGUGGAGCAGGUGGCGGUGGCGGAUGCGAUGGCGGUGGCGGUGGUGGAGGCGGUGGCGGAGGAGGAGGAGGGGGAUGUGGCGGUGGCGGAGGAGGAGGAGGUGGAUGUGUAAGUUUUUUUUUGAAUUUUUAA
Molecule: messenger RNA, 585 nt
Organism: Gongylonema pulchrum
Lineage: Eukaryota; Metazoa; Nematoda; Chromadorea; Rhabditida; Gongylonematidae
Source: the annotation of a GenBank genome assembly